Messenger RNA from Formica exsecta, 1113 nucleotides. It is a transcript of the gene Ak6, whose product is annotated as adenylate kinase isoenzyme 6. Lineage: Eukaryota; Metazoa; Arthropoda; Insecta; Hymenoptera; Formicidae. Gene Ontology annotation, molecular function: ATP binding; ATP hydrolysis activity; AMP kinase activity. The record is from RefSeq and is a predicted model, not a curated record. Gene Ontology annotation, cellular component: nucleus; cytoplasm. The transcript has 3 exons. The coding region runs from base 377 to 913 and encodes 178 amino acids.
ACCCGAUAUUACAUUUGUCGUACGACAAAUGUAAUAUCGGCCUUAAAGUAUAUCGGUGUAAACUAGACCAUAGAAUAUAUAGAGAAUACAUCCAUGUAAACAAAACGCAAAGAUCUAAUGUUGCAAAAGUGAGACUGAUAUUAUAUUACAUUCACAUAUGACAAAAAGUUUGUCGAAUGUAUCAAUUUCUCGGAUAAAGAAUAAUAAAGAAUUUUUAGAGUCUUUAUCAGUCUAAAAAUUUUCAAUACGUUUUGUAGGUUUUUUUUUGUUCGAACUUUAUGUCAUAGCUCUCAGUUGAUGAAACUAAACGAAGCACGUACAUAUACACACGUGGUUGAAAUUUGACUUCAUACCUGCAUAUUUGUAUUUUUGAAAAAUGUUAAACAUGCAUAGAAAUGCGCCUAAUAUUCUAGUGACAGGCACGCCUGGUGUCGGUAAGAGUUUAAUGUCGCGUAUGUUGUCGGAGAAAACCGGAUUAGAAUGGCUCGAUGUUAGUAAACUAGCUAUAGAGAAUGAAUGUGUGACUGAAUACGACGACGUGUACCAUUGCAAUAUGUUAGAUGAGGAAAAGCUACUGGAUGGAAUGGAGAAUCUUAUGAACGAAGGAGGAAAGAUUGUAGAUUACCAUAGUGUCGAUUUCUUCCCCGAGAGAUGGUUUGAUAUUGUAUUUGUACUCAGGACAGACAAUACUACCUUGUAUGAUCGCCUCAAGGAAAGGGGAUAUUGUGGAAAAAAACUAGAGGAUAACAUAACUUGCGAAAUUUUUCAAACUAUUCUUGAAGAGGCAAGGUCAUCCUACAGGAAAGAAAUAGUACACGAACUAAUGAGCAAUACUUUAGAUCAGGUGACAGAUAAUGUAAAUAGAAUAUGUCAGUGGCUGGAGCAGUGGAAAAUAGACAAUCAGCAAACUUGAAAAUUUAUGUAAUUAAUUUCCCCUCAAUCUGAUACACUCUUUCUUACUUUAUUUACAUUAUCUAAAUUAAACUAAUGCAUUAUUUACACUUUAACUUGUUGCAAAUACAAAAAUCUGUGCAUAAGUUACACAUAUAAAAUAAUACAUAUAAAAACAUGUUUUUUAUAUUUAAUGCAUUAAAUAAAAAUGAUUUAAAAACA